UGAUGAGGAUCUUCUUCUCGCAACGUUUCGUUCCGGAACCGAAACUGGCCCGGUUGGACACGUACGAUCUGGAAGAGUUCAACAGGCAGCUCGUCAAAUUCCGCCCCGCGAGCCGGCUAAAGAAAGAAAUCAAACAACACGAGGGCAUCCUGUAUCCGGAUGUGGCUUUUUUACCUGCUGAACUGAACCAGGAGGGCAGGAUGCAAUACCCGUCGUCGCUGCAAUAUUAUGAACAGCAUGAUCGAACACAUACGUUUCCAACAUACUGUGUGGAAAUCAAGCCGAAGCAGGGAUGGUCUUUCAGCGAGCAAUGCUUCGAGGACAACUUCAUCCAGCUGGAGUCACUUCUUCCCGCAGAUUUCGGAACGGCACCUGGGAAGUGUCGGUUCUGUUUGUAUCAGUAUUUAAAGCUCAGAAAAAAGUCCAUUCCCAAAGUGAGCAAGUAUUGUCCAUUGGAUUUGUUUUCCGGCAAACCCAUCCGCAUGCUGCACGCCAUCAAGGGCCUCAUCGGUGCGCCGCAGAACAAUUUCAGGCUGUCCAAAAAUGGGCGCAUCGUGUACGACGAAUCCCGGGAGAAAUCGGUCUUUAAUCGGAUUCUGAAGGAGAUUUUUCAACGGGAUGGACGCAGCAAAGAAGAACGGAAAACUAUUUUCAUGAAUCUGAUAAAGGAAAUUCUGCUGAAGGAUUUCUCCACCCAAAGUGAGCCGGACGAUCGAAAGCUGCUAGCAAUACGAAAGAAUCGGAAAAAGAAGGACAAAAAUCUAAUCCAUAACCGCACGUGUACUCCCAUAAACGAUUGUUUUCUUCCGAAAAAUUGUGUUCUUAAACAAAUACUAGACGUUCAACUAUUUGUGAAGUCAAGCCUUGCCGAUUCCAACAAAUGUCGAAACCAACAAGACAUGUGUUUUCCGAUCCAGGCUGAGUCGCUAAGCUAUGUGGAUGAGCUGCAUGAGAAGUAUUUGGACUAUAUCGAUCAAAUUCGAUGCUCAAGUAUGGAAGACGAUGAUGACGACGACGAUGGAAGAAGCUGCAUGAAUUCAAAUCCCGGCGAAGAAGCAGGAAGGUGUUCCAGUAAUUUUACCGACUUCUACCUGAGCUCAGGUGAAAAAUAUCAGCUAGGGGCCACAGCAAUGGACUGUUCGAUUAUGCUAACCUUCCGAAGGUUGUCCGAACGGGAGGAAGAAAGAUUGCCAGCAAGUGCUCGAUCGCACAUAGUCAGUCUCGAAUCGAUGAGAUUCCUGGUGAACGUGACCAUCACCGAUCUCGAUGCCAAAUCGCCAAAUCAUCACAAGAAGUACGUAGACCAGCUGCGGGAUUCCGUCGGUGCGUACCGGGACUUUAUGAUUCGUCUUAGACGAUGAAUAUCUAUAGACACAGGAACACCAUGGAACCGGAAAAACAUGUAUUUUAAUAGAUAGAGUAAUUUAUAGGUAUUAAUAAUAUUUAUUCUAGUGAUUUAAUAGGAGCUUUUAUCGGUAUCGGGAGGAAUAAAUGUAAUUUUUAAAAAAAUCGAUCUUAAGUUUUGCCUUAAGUUUUUUUGAAACUAUUUUUUUUUGUUUUUCAUGUACUAAUCUGACGUCACGCAUCGAUCAAAAAUACUAGAUUUUGUAUAAGUUGCACAAUUAGGGCCAAUUUUUUCGCUGGUUUUUUGUUUUUUUUUCAUAAAUUUUAUCAGUAAUAAACGUAAUAGUUUAAGUCUAUAUGCUUUAAAUUAAAUUGUUCUCGAUACCGUUAAAUAUUUUAAUCGUUUUUAUGUCAAAUAAUCCGGGAAAUGCGAACCAUUUUAGCAACAAAACCUAUAGCAAAGGUGUAAGGAGUAUUUAUGAUAUUUAUUAACGUGUGUAAUUAUAAGCUUCAAAAGAACUGAGUGUUAUGUUAGGAAAAAUUCUGGAUAAAACAAAAUCAUACUUGACGAGGUUAAAAUAGCUUACACCAACUAAAGGAAUUUUAGAUAAAGAGAUUAAAUAAUAAAGUUUAGAAAACAAAAAUUUAAAACAAGAGCAAGAAGGUCCUUAAUUUUAUUGAAAAAUUA
Uranotaenia lowii is the source of this 2032-nucleotide messenger RNA. RefSeq names its product inositol-pentakisphosphate 2-kinase-like. Bases 3 to 1361 code for a protein of 452 amino acids. Lineage: Eukaryota; Metazoa; Arthropoda; Insecta; Diptera; Culicidae. Gene Ontology annotation, cellular component: nucleus. The record is from RefSeq and is a predicted model, not a curated record. Gene Ontology annotation, molecular function: inositol-1,3,4,5,6-pentakisphosphate 2-kinase activity; ATP binding. Gene Ontology annotation, biological process: inositol phosphate biosynthetic process. The transcript has 9 exons.